Messenger RNA from Didymodactylos carnosus, 936 nucleotides. NCBI's taxonomy places the organism in Eukaryota, Metazoa, Rotifera, Eurotatoria, Philodinida, Philodinidae. The record is from the annotation of a GenBank genome assembly.
AUGUCAGGCACAGAGUCACUCAUAUGUCCAAUUACGUUCGAGCUAUUUCGUGAUCCAGUUGUGGCUGAAGACGGGCACACCUACGAGAAACAAGCAAUUAUUGAUUGGAUAAAACGAAAUCAAACGAGUCCAAUUACUCGUCAACCGUUAUGUAUCGAAACAUUACGUCCAAAUUACAUCGUUAAAAAGUUAGUUGAUGAGUUUGAAACAAAUGUACGAGCUAAAAAUUAUCAAUUCAAACUUGGUACUGAUGUUAAAAAAGCAAAACGUGCUUUAUUUCAAACAUAUGGCAAAUCUGUAUUUGAAGCCGAAUGGUUAGGAAUAAACAGUAAUGAGACCAAACGCCCAAAAAUAAUUUUACUCAAAAUUGAUGGAGCACGAGCUAAAAAAGAAGCAUCGUUCUGUGUCGAACUAAGUCGACAUCCGCACAUUGUGCGAACAUACGGUCUAGUUGAAGAUACACAACAGAAUAUCUCUGACGAUGAACCCAUCAACUCAAUAAUGUUACUUCAAGAGCACGCAACAGAAGGUAAUCUGGUUGACUUUCUUCAGGCAUUAGACUCUUUACCAGCAAGUAGUGUUUUGCUUGAAAUGUUUGUCCAAAUAUCCGACGCUAUGUCAUUUCUUGCCCAUAAUCAUAUUGUUCAUGGUGAUUUAGCAUGUAGAAAUGUAUUAGUAUUCCAUUUUGAUGAUAAUGAGCCCAAAAAAAAUCUAGUGAAACUCACUGAUUUUGGUCUGAGUCGAGCGAGCACAAUAUAUCAAUCGGUUCAAAGUGUUAAAACAACAACAAUGACCAUUGUUCCUAUACGUUACGCCGCACCAGAGUUAUUAUCGGUUAACAAUUAUUCAGAUUCUUAUACCGAAAAGUCGGAUAUGUACUCAAUGUUCUUAUGUGGGAAGCUUAUUCGAAAGGUGCAAUUCCCUGGGCAAAAAUAG